AUGUCGACAACGCCGCAUCCUUCCCAACAACAACUGUCUUCUCCGUUGUUCAUCCCAGAGCUGUUUCAUCAUAUUACAUACUAUCUCUUGAUUGACACUACUCGAAGCAAACAGGACCAAGAUCUUAACCAACUUGAAUUUGGCGGAAUUGAACUCGCUGCCCAUCAUCAGUCCUUGCAUCAACAACAGAAGUAUAAACACGAAUACUUGUCUGAUCCUGCCGAUCUCUACCCCGAAAGGCUGCGCUUAAAACUUCAUACACCCGGACAAACACUCGUUAUCUGUGCACAAGUCUGUCGAUUUUGGUCUCAGCAACUUCUUCCGUUGCUUUGGCACACGAUCCGCAUCAACCAGUUUGAUAAAGUUGAGUCUCUCCUUUUAUCUGCGUUCAAGUUAACUACUCCAGCCUCCCUUGGAUCUGCCCUCUCAUUUCCGAAGGACGCCCGUGGAUCUCCUUACUGUUCACGCCGCUUGGAUACAGCUCUUUCCUCUCAGGAAGAGUCAACGUUUGUUUAUUCUGAAAACAGUUCUUUGAUCCACUCUUCAGCUCCGUCUAUUCCUUCUUCUUCUUUUCCACCACCCAAAACUACUCAUAGUACCUCAUCCCCUAUCAGCAGUAUUUCUGUGGUACCAGGACACAUCUCUGCUGGCAUAAUCAGCAACGGUCACCUCAUCCGUUGUAUCUAUCUAGUCAACGCUGACUCAGCCUAUAUAUUUAACCAUCCCAACGUCUCAGAGUUAUUGGAAUUUACUUGCACUUUAUUGCCAAGUAUGGAUAACCUGGAGCAAGUCGAGAAUAUUAUCGCUAGGAACAUCCAUAAACGACUGAAGCGACUAAGAAUUGGUCGGACUCUCAACCGUCGAUGCAGUUCCGAUACACAACACCAUCCUAACUCUUACCCUGUAAACCGCUACGGCAGCGCCGGUAAUAGCGGCAAUAUUACAACAAUACAUGACCAGCCUGAACCAUUGAUCCAUCAUAGUGGUAGUGAGACCGGAUCAGACUCAAGCUCAGAUGUACGACAUUCCCGAGGAGCAUCUCGUCAGUUUCAACAACGACAAAGCACACAUAGAUCUUCUCACAGAGCCCAUCGCUCCAACCGUUACCAUGCCAACAUUCUUCCUACAUUUCCUCACCCAGAAAGCAAUGCCCGUUCAUGUCCCUCUCUCCAAAAGGAUUUACAUUACUCUCCAUACAAGGCUCGAAGGCUUAAUCGUAUCUACUCCGACGGCGACCUUUAUGCUUCUAGAUCUCAAGUCCUGGAGCCAAAUGUCGAAACAAGCUUUUCUCAGCAUUUCUGGUCCGCUGAGGAUCACAGAGAUACGACAGUGGGGUCUGACCACCAGAAACAACAGCAGCAUUAUCCAAACUCGCAUGAUGGAACUUCAGCGAUCCGAAAUAUCCUUAUGGAGGGUAUUAUCCGCCAAGCAGCUCGACCGGUGCUCUUGACCCAUCUUUCACUGAUGCAGUAUGAAUUUAUAAUGGAAGAAUGGGUUGAGAUGAUGCAACUGAUGCCCUUACUACAAGAGUUGGAUCUAGACAUUAUCGCAAUAUUACCAGAAACAGCAGCAGAAACGUUUAGUGACGAGGAUCAUGUGGGCAGGGGAAGCGGUGGACAUAUAGCUUUACCAGACAGCUACCAUGCACAAACGCAUUACAGAGGGCAAGCUCAACCGCAGCAGCAUGAUAGGCAAAUCUCUUCUUCUUUACAUGAAAUGGACACUUCCCCAUACGACACCAUGAUGGAUGAGGCAGAGAUAGUUCAUGAUUCGACGCAAAAGAGCACAGUAGUAGAUGGCGAAAAUUAUUUCGACAUGUUAUUAGCUGAUGUGAAUGUUCAACAUGAUGCUACAUAUUCGACAGCAAGUGCCAGUGGCUGGCCUGGUAACAAUGCAAGAUUAUCCGCCGGCAGCAGCAGCAGCAACAGUGGUAGUGCGGGAGAAAGCUUCAGCAGUUUCCAGCGUCAAUUUGAAUAUCAACGACUUGUAGAUGACGACGAACUCGACGAAGAUAUUACCGAUGUCCGUUCAUCAUCAACACAUAAAAUUCAGUUCCAAUCUAUCCGAUCUUUAAUCUUCCGCGGCAAGAUCAUCAUCCCAGAGCUGCUUGAAUACCUUCCCAACCUUGAGAAUUUAGCAUUAGAGGAAGCUCCACAAGAAUCAAAGGAAUCAAGGAUGAUGGAACAUGCUGACCAUCAGAAACCCGCACAAUCAUUACAACCAUUCGCAAUCUCAGAACUGGGUAACAUGAUAUCAAAGUAUUGUCCCCACAUCUGUCGCCUUGUCCUAAAUGAACCCUCGCUUCAGACAAACUGCCGAUGGGCAUCACAUGUAUCACUACUCCUGCGUGCAAUUCCUCAGUUGCUUCACUUUGUGGCUGCAACGCAGUUAGUGAUCCAGAAUCAGGACAUUAUGGAGGCCUUGCUUCACUUCCAUGGAGAGCAUCUUCAGUCCUUCCUUGUUCUGGAUGAAUCCAUGAGCCCAGAUGAUGGAUUUUAUUCAUCUCAGCAACAACAGCAGCCGCAGCAUGACUCCUCCUUUUCCUCCGAGAGUGGCUUUUACCAUCAUCCACUCCACAAUGACUCCUAUGGCCAUGGUCAAUAUCAUCAAUGGGUUCGACUUCGUCAACUUUACCUUCAAGUAUUGGAAACAUGCCCUAACCUGCAGGUAUCGGACUGCAAGAUCCCAUUGCCCUUGCGCGACGUCAUUGCCUCCAUCCCGAAUUGGGCAUGUCGAUACAACCUUGCGGUUUUACGGCUUGAAUUCUCUGAACUGAGUGGUCCAGGAGUGAUGGAGAUGGAUAGUGAGGAAGAAGCUGUCAUGGAGAUGUUCAUCAAAAGCUUGUUUCUUCAGUCACGAAGAGUUGACCCCUCUUCUUCUUCUGCAUCUUCUACAUACACAUCUGACCCUGCUACAUCCGCAUCCGCACCCGAGUCUGGAUUGUCAACAAAACUCUCGUCGACUCCUACUUCUGAUUUUUUCGAAGUAACAGUCCCUUCCGAGACAUACCUAACUCCAACCUCUACCGCUUUCACUGCCACGAAUUCUGCUAACGCAUCUUUAGGCGAUAUUGAUGCCUCUACCAGUGGAAACCCGGAUGAAACGAAUUCAUUCCGCUGGCAGCAACAGCAACAACUUGCCAAGGCAACGGCGUUUCUGUCGACAUGUGCUAACUAUUAUCAAGUAGAAACGACUGGAAUAUUAAUGGCACUCCAAUUCUUAGUGGAGCACCAACUGUCGAUAAUGCCUAGUCUGGAUCAUUUCUUUCUUGGGAGCAAAAUGUUUCGACUCCCUCGAAGAAAUAUAGCGCCUUGCGUUGCGUGA
Molecule: messenger RNA, 3324 nt
Organism: Lobosporangium transversale
Lineage: Eukaryota; Fungi; Mortierellomycota; Mortierellomycetes; Mortierellales; Mortierellaceae
Exons: 4
Coding region: 1-3324 (1107 amino acids)
Source: RefSeq, a predicted model, not a curated record